Molecule: messenger RNA, 366 nt
Organism: Ixodes scapularis (black-legged tick)
Lineage: Eukaryota; Metazoa; Arthropoda; Arachnida; Ixodida; Ixodidae
Exons: 4
Coding region: 1-366 (121 amino acids)
Source: RefSeq, a predicted model, not a curated record
AUGCAGAUGCUGGCAACGGUGCUACUCGUACUAGCACUCGCUGGAGUGGAGCUGCUGCAAGGGGCCUUUAUGAGUAGCGGUGUAAAUACACCACAGCGGUGUCUCGCCAGCGGACCUCAAACCUGGUACGAUGAUGUCAAGUGUGUCAAGUACACUUGCCUCAACGGUUUUGUGGGGACAUCGAGUUGUGGCAAGCACUCCUCGCAGCCACUCCCCAACAACUGCAAGUACGUGAAAGGAACGGGACGUUUUCCUGGAUGCUGCACCAAACUCAUGUGCCACGAAAACGGCCCCGGUAAGGUGUUCCAGAAGGGAGUCGGGCCGAUCGUGCCGUUCCGGGGUCGCCAAGCCAGCGAAGAAGCGUAG